ACAUGUGCACACACACACACACACACACACACACACACACAAACACAGGCUUUGACUUGUUAUGUCCUUAUUAAAACUUUUACAGCUGCUUCUGCACAUACCAGAGAAGAACAUCGAGAGAGAGAAAGAGAGAGAGACAGAGUGAAAGACAGACAGAGAGCGAGAGAGAGUGAGUGAGAGAGAUACAGAGAGCGAGAGACAGAGAGAGAGAGAGAGAGUGAGAGAGAGAGAGUGAGAAAGAGAGAGUGAGAAAGAGAGAGUGAGAGAGAGAUACAGAGAGAGAGAGAUACAGAGAGCGAGAGAGAGAGAGACAAAGCAAAAGAGAGAGAGAGAAAGUGAUCCAGAGAGAGAGUGAGAGAGAGAGAGACAGAGCAAGAGAGAGAUACAGAGAGAGCUACAGAGAGAUACAGAGAGAUACAGAGAGCGAGAGAGAGACACAGAGAGAGAAAGAGAGCAAACAAUAACAAUCCUUCAGUCCCACACGUUACUAUCGACCACAGAACACAACACAACACAACACAACACAACACAACACAACACAACAGGAGAAACUGUGGAGGAGGUUUAGAAGUCAGCAGAAAUGGCAGAGGAAGAGCGCGGGCCGCAGGCGCCGCUGGCCGACUCGCUCCGUCUGACGUCGGUCACGCAGCCUUAUCCUCGUUCUCCAAAAACACGACGGAAGCCAGACGCCGACUCGCUCAAUCCCUCACAGGAACAGCUGUCCUGCUGGCUGGAGGAGCUGGAGAAGGAGAGCAAGAGCACGGAAGCUCAUAUGGCGUCUCUGAAAAAGCGCCAAACCAACCUGGCGACGAGCGCGGAGACGAUGGAGCAGCAAGUACGUGAGCGAUUCGAGGCUAUGCGUCUGGCCCUGGAGAAGGAAGAACAGGCCGUACUGGGUUCUCUGGAACUAGAAUACCGGGAGAACAGCAGCAGGAUGACGCGUCUCCUGAACGACUGGAACCAGCACCUGAAACUGGUGCGCAAACGGAUCGGCGUCGUCAGGACGCUGCAGCAGACGGGAGCUGAGCAGCAGCAGCAGCAGGUCUCUCAUGAAGAUUUCAGCUGCCACAAGAAGCAGGACGCAGCCGAGCUGGCCAUCAGGCUGAACGGUGAAAGGUUCCAGAAGCUCAUGAAGGUUUUGGGGAAGAUCUCAAAAGAUCUGCAGGUCCAACUACAGAAGAAGAGCCUGCUGCUCGACUCCACUCAGGUGGUGAUUGACAGGGCAGCCAGCCACAGACAGAUCAAGGUGACUUCGAAUGGGCGGGGCUUAUACGUCUCUCCUGACGACAGCUCGGCCCCUCCUCCCCCUCUGCAGUUCGAUCAGACCUGCUGCGCCCUGGGCUCGCCUGCCGUAAGCUCGGGACAGCGCUACUGGGAAGUGGACGUUCACUGCUGCCCUUCCUGGGCCGUGGGCGUGGCUUACGGCAGUCUGAACAGGAAAGGGCGGGACAAAAGCACAAAACUGGGCAGGAACAGACUCUCGUGGAGUCUGGAGUUUCAGGACGGGCGCCUGUCGGUUUGGCACAACGACCUACACUUGGCUCUGUCCGGUCGCGCGCCAGACCGAGUGGGCGUGUACGUGAACUUCGCCAAGGGACAAGUCGCGUUCUAUGACGCAGACGCUAUGAAGAUGCUACAGGAUUUCUCAACCAGCUGCAUGAGCGUGUUCGACAGGGCGCAUCACCAGUUCACAGAGCCCGUGUUUCCUGCUUUUCGCUUUUUUAAAGCUAGAGAUCGACAGACUGUUCCGGAUCAUAUGGAGAUCUGUGACCUCGGGCUCUAACGCACUGCGGUUCUGCAGCUCGUCCUGGUCCUGGUCCUGCACGUUUUAGUCUUUGUCCUGUAAACUUAACCUUUAACAUGUAAAAUCACAUUUGUUUAAAUUUGAGGUCAAAAGUAAACUUGU
Tachysurus vachellii is the source of this 1906-nucleotide messenger RNA. Its product is annotated as tripartite motif-containing protein 72. The coding region runs from base 581 to 1783 and encodes 400 amino acids. The transcript has 8 exons. The record is from RefSeq and is a predicted model, not a curated record. Gene Ontology annotation, molecular function: protein binding. Lineage: Eukaryota; Metazoa; Chordata; Actinopteri; Siluriformes; Bagridae.